UGCAGCUCGAAGCUGGGAUCGAACUAAAACUUUUUCGUAUGCAGAUUAUCUAAAAGAAAAUGAUUGUGGGAAAGUGUGACCAGGGCCGCGUGGUGCUCAUGUUUCUUGCGAUGCUUGCCUUCUUAGCUGCAUUUACUUUGAAAAUAAUGGCAGGAAUCGGUGCCAGAUCAGGUGUUUUCCAGCAGAGUACCGAGGAUGUGACACUGAAGUAUGCAACGCCAAUAUCCGUUGCUGGCUGGGCCCUGUUUGUAUGGGAUUUCAUAUAUAUUUGGGUCUUGGCCAUGUUUACAUACUUUUUAGUGGGACUCUGUAGAAGAAAUGUUUAUAAAUGGAUGUACACCACUCCUGCAGCCUUUCCCUAUGGAUUUCAUGUCUCCUUGACCAUCAACCUGUGUCUGAACAUUGUCUGGCUGUUUCUUUUUGACCGAGAGUUGUUGCUGUCAGCAUUGAUAAUCUCAGCUUUAAUGACCGUCAGCGACUACAUGAUUCUCUUUUUUUCCUGUCAAGGACUGAGAGUCUAUGGUGGCUGGCUGAACAAAUAUCACACUGUAGACCUGUGGCUCAUCAGAAUAUUGGUGCAGAAUGGAGUGGCAGUGUUUGCGGCAUGGGAAACCAUCUCCACCUUGCUAAACUUGACAAUAUUCUUGCAACAUAACACGGGAGUGACGCGGUGCGAUUGCUCACUGCUGUCACUGACGCUGCUACUGAUGGAGCUCUUAGCGUGGUUUCUAUUGGAGAACUUCUACCUGGAUGAGCACAUGCGCUACAUUCUGACCAUCUACCCGGUGGUGAUCCUGUGGUUUACAGGCAGCGUAACCAAUCCCAGUGCAUCUACAAGCCAAAUAUACAUCUUUACUGUUGUAAUCCUCGCCGUCUCUUGCGUCUUGUUUGUGGCCCGCAUCUCCCUCGUGAUAUGGAGGCACCGCAAGCGACCGCUUCACGACAACAGUGUUCCCAGUCUGUCACCUGUGGAAAUUGCCUUGACGCAGCGGAAACUCUUUAUGUGAUUCAUGCAAGACUGUCAAGAGUUAUGUGAGCUCCCGUCACUUUUUGAAAUGUGUUAUUUUUUUUCUCUUAUAUUUGUGUGUGCAGGCUAAAACUCAAUGUAAUUCUCCCAGGUUGAAAUGAUUAGAUUGAAACUAUACUUUUAUCCUGAUAAGUUUUACGUUUUGCAGAAAGUCCUAAUGUCAGCCUCGGUCCUGGCUAGUUUAGACACAGAGGUUGUGAUGUGUUGUGUUGGGUUGUGUUGUUGUGUACCAAGGUGGAUGACUGAUAUUGAUCCAAUAAGCUGCUUUCACCUCAAGAGUUACAAAGAGAGCCACUAAGUGGAAUAUUCAACAAUAAAGAAAUGAAA
Molecule: messenger RNA, 1354 nt
Organism: Lampris incognitus (smalleye Pacific opah)
Lineage: Eukaryota; Metazoa; Chordata; Actinopteri; Lampriformes; Lampridae
Exons: 8
Coding region: 60-1007 (315 amino acids)
Source: RefSeq, a predicted model, not a curated record